Molecule: messenger RNA, 7728 nt
Organism: Pogona vitticeps (central bearded dragon)
Lineage: Eukaryota; Metazoa; Chordata; Lepidosauria; Squamata; Agamidae
Gene: NEO1
Product: neogenin 1
Biological process (GO): cell-cell adhesion
Cellular component (GO): membrane
Molecular function (GO): protein binding
Source: RefSeq, a predicted model, not a curated record
AUGGCGGCGCGGGGAGCGUGGCGGGGGCUGCUCGGCUCCCUCUGGGUCGCCUUGCUCUUCGGGCUUCGCCCCGAGUCCUCGUCUUCGGCCGCCGCCGCCUCUUCAUCAUCAUCUUCCAGGAGCAGCUCGUCGCAGCUCAGCGCUCCGGCCGCAGGACCCACUGUGAGGACUUUUACUCCCUUUUAUUUUGUCACAGAACCAGUGGACACUUUGUCAGUUAGAGCUUCUUCUGUUAUACUGAAUUGUUCAGCUUAUUGUGAAUCGUCUCCAAAAAUUGAAUGGAAAAAGGAUGGGACUUUUUUGAACUUGGCUUCAGAUGACCGGCGCCAGCUGCUACCAGAUGGAUCUUUAUUAAUUAACAGUGUAGUGCAUUCAAAGCACAAUAAGCCUGAUGAAGGGCAUUAUCAGUGUGUUGCAACUGUGGAAAGCCUUGGGACCAUCGUAAGCAGAACAGCUAAGCUCACAAUAGCCGGGCUUCCAAGAUUCAUCACACAGCCAGAGUCAGCAUCGGUCCAUAGAGGGAACAGCAUAGUUCUUAACUGUGAAGUCAAUGCUGAUCUAGCACCCUUUGUAAGAUGGUGGCUAGAUCAUCAGCCACUCUUUCUGGAUGACCGUGUGUUCAAGUUGCCAAGUGGAGCUUUAAUUAUUAGCAAUGCUACAGACGAGGAUGGCGGAACAUAUUGUUGUUCUAUUGAAAUUGGUGGUUCUCCCAAAUACAGUGAUGAAGCAGAGAUCAAAGUACUUCCAGAAUCUGAAACUCCAUCAAGUCUCAUGUUCCUCAAACAGCCUUCCUCACUUAUCAAAGUGACUGGACAGAGUGCAGUUUUGCCAUGUGUUGCUACAGGCAUUCCCAUUCCUGUUAUCAGAUGGACAAGAAAUGAAGAAGAGCUUGUUACAGAAAGCUCUCCAAAGUUUUUACUGCUGGCUGGAGGGACUCUGAAGAUAAAUGAUAUCACAGAAGAUGAUACUGGAACAUAUACCUGCAUUGUAGAUAAUGGAAAUGAAACGAUUGAAGCUCAAGCUGAUCUUACUGUACAGGCUCCUCCUGAGUUUCUGAAGCAACCUUCUAACAUCUAUGCUCAUGAAUCCAUGGAUAUUGUGUUUGAAUGUGAUGUGACUGGGAAGCCAACUCCAACAGUGAAGUGGGUAAAGAAUGGAGAUGUGGUGAUCCCUAGUGACUACUUUAAAAUUGUGAAUGAGCAUAACCUACAGGUUUUGGGUCUGGUGAAAUCAGAUGAAGGAUUUUAUCAGUGCAUUGCAGAAAAUGAUGUGGGAAACAUACAGGCUGCAGCCCAGUUGAUUAUACUUGAUCAUGAUGUUGCCAUCCCAACAUUACCUCCCACUUCACUGACCAGUGCCACUACUGACCAUCUAGCACCAGCUACAGCUGGACCCCUGCCUUCAGCUCCUCGAGACGUUGUGGCUUCCCUUGUCUCCACCCGCUUCAUCAAGUUGACUUGGAGGACCCCUGCAUCGGAUCCACAUGGCGACAAUCUCACCUACUCAGUAUUUUACACUAAGGAAGGUGUGAACAGGGAACGUGUUGAAAAUACAAGUUAUCCAGGAGAAAUGCAAGUGACAAUUCAAAAUCUGAUGCCUGAAACAGUGUACAUUUUUAGAGUGGUAGCUCAUAACAAACGUGGACCUGGGGAGAGCUCAGUGCCACUGAAAGUAGCAACACAACCUGAGGUUCAGCUUCCUGGACCAGCUCCCAAUAUUCGGGCAUAUGCCAAUUCCCCCACAUCAAUCACUGUCAGUUGGUCAACGCCUUUAUCUGGAAAUGGUGAAAUCCAAAACUACAAACUGUAUUAUAUGGAGAAGGGGACAGACAGUGAACAGGAUAUUGAUGUUGCAGGCCUUUCCUAUACAAUCACUGGUCUUAAAAAGUACACGGAAUAUAGUUUCCGGGUUGUGGCCUACAAUAAACAUGGUCCAGGAGUUUCCACACAAGAUGUUGUCAUUCGAACACUAUCAGAUGUUCCCAGUGCUGCACCACAGAAUCUAACUCUAGAAGUGCAAAACUCCAAGAGUAUCAUGAUGCAUUGGCAGCCCCCUCCUGCAGGAACGCACAAUGGGGAAAUUACUGGCUAUAAGAUUCGCUACCGAAAAGUGACUCGCAAAAGUGAUGUCACUGAGAUGAUUGUUGGGGCACAGCUUUCCCAGCUAAUUGAAGGUCUGGAACGGGGUACAGAGUAUAGCUUUCGGGCGGCUGCCUUAACGGUGAAUGGUACGGGGCAAUCUACUGAUUGGAUAUCAGCAGAAACCUUUGAAAGUGACCUUGAUGAAACUCGUGUUCCAGAUGUUCCAAGUUCCCUACAUGUCCGGCCACUUGUAACCAGUAUUGUUGUGAGUUGGACUCCACCUGAAAACCAGAACAUUGUGGUCAGAGGUUAUGCCAUAGGCUACGGUGUAGGCAGUCCCCAUGCACAGACCAUCAAAGUGGAUUAUAAACAACGAUAUUAUACUAUUGAGAAUUUGGAUCCCAGUUCUCAUUAUGUCAUCACUUUGAAAGCUUAUAACAACGUUGGUGAAGGAAUCCCACUCUAUGAGAGUGCAGUAACCAGGGCCUACACAGACACUUCUGAAGUUGAUUUAUUUGUUGUUAAUGCUCCAUACACUCCAGUGCCAGAUCCCUCCCCCAUGAUGCCACCUGUGGGAGUUCAGGCUUCUAUUCUGAGCCAUGACACCAUAAGAAUCACCUGGGCAGACAAUUCUCUGCCGAAAAACCAGAAGGUCUCAGAUGCCCGUUACUACACAGUCCGCUGGAAAACCAACAUUCCUGCCAACACAAAAUACAAGACUGCGAAUACAACCACAUUAAGUUUUUUAGUGACUGGCUUGAAACCAAACACCUUAUAUGAAUUUUCUGUGAUGGUGACUAAAGGCCGAAGAUCAAGUACUUGGAGUAUGACGGCACACGGAACUACAUUUGAACUAGUUCCAACUUCACCCCCAAAAGAUGUGACAGUAGUGAGUAAAGAAGGAAAGCCCCGAACCAUCAUCGUCAAUUGGCAGCCUCCGUCUGAAGCAAAUGGAAAAAUUACAGGGUACAUCAUUUACUACAGCACAGAUGUCAACGCAGAAAUACAUGAUUGGGUUAUUGAACCUGUCGUCGGAAAUAGACUGACGCACCAGAUUCAAGAGUUGACCCUUGACACAGCGUAUUAUUUCAAAAUCCAGGCUCGCAACUCUAAAGGCAUGGGCCCAAUGUCAGAGGCAGUACAGUUCAGAACACCUAAAGCUGAAACUUCAGAUAAAAUGUCUAAUGAUCAAGCAUUGGGUUCUGCAGGAAAAGGAAAUCGUCCACAGGAUGGUGGGACAGACUAUAAAACACCCAUGGGUGGAAGUAACAGCCCUCAUGGAAGUCCUUCUCCUCUUGAGUACAAUAUGCUUCUAGUAAUCAUUGUGUCUGUUGGAGUGAUAACCAUUGUAGUAGUGGUGAUUGUUGCCAUCUUUUGCACUCGGCGCACCACCUCCCAUCAGAAAAAGAAGCGUGCUGCUUGCAAACCUGUGAAUGGGUCUCAUAAAUACAAAGGGAAUUCCAAGGAUGUUAAACCACCUGACCUUUGGAUUCAUCACGAGAGACUGGAACUGAAACCCAUUGAUAAAUCUCCAGAUCCCAAUCCAAUCAUGACAGAUACCCCAAUCCCUCGUAAUUCCCAAGACAUCACACCCGUUGACAACUCCAUGGACAGCAAUAUCCAUCAAAGACGGAACUCAUACAGAGGGCAUGAAUCAGAGGAUAGCAUGUCCACCCUUGCAGGAAGAAGGGGAAUGAGGCCAAAAAUGAUGAUGCCAUUUGAUUCUCAACCUCCUCAGCCUGUGAUUAGUGCUCAUCCCAUCCAUUCCCUUGAUAACCCCCACCAUCAUUUCCACUCCGGCAGCAUCGCUUCUCCAACCUGCAGCUAUCUCCAUCAUCAGGCAAACCCAUGGCCAGUUGGCACCUCCGUGUCCCAUUCAGACAGGGCUAAUUCCACAGAAUCUGUUCGGAAUACACCCAGCACAGAUACCAUGCCUGCUUCCUCUUCUCAGACGUGUUGUGCUGAGCAUCAGGAGCCAGAAAAUGCCACAGGGUCCUACCUGCCCAGUACGCAGGAGGAGGAGGCAGGUCCAAACCUUCCCACUGCCCAUGUCCGUCCCUCUCAUCCUCUGAAGAGCUUUGCUGUGCCAGCAGUCCCACCUGCCGGGACAACGUAUGACCCUGCUCUGCCCAGCACACCUUUAUUAUCCCAGCAAACUGCUGGCCAUCCGGUUCAUUCAGUGAAGACUGCCUCGAUCGGCACUCUAGGCAGAACUCGACCUCCGAUGCCAGUUGUGGUCCCAAGUGCACCUGAUGUCCAGGAAACUACAAGGAUGCUCGAAGACUCCGAAAGUAAUUAUGAACCGGAUGAGCUGACCAAAGAGAUGGCCCACCUGGAAGGACUAAUGAAGGACCUUAAUGCCAUCACAACAGCGUGACCACCUUGUCCAAGAAAAUGACUCCAAACCCUGUUUCGCAGGUCUUGGGACUUAGCCUUGGAGCACAAGAAAAUGUACAGAGACUAGGGGGGACAGCACAAGAGGGACGGGCAGCCAGCUGCAGCAUCAUUGCCAGUGCUGGCUAAUCCAAGUGACUUUUGUAUUCAUUUCCCCGAAAUGAACCUGUUGGAAAAUUGAAUUCCACUUCCUGCCGAGGUGACACAGGAAAGGGAAGCAGGGAGACAUGCGUCAGGCUGAUGAGAUCUAGUAUAUCCAGAUGAAGAAAUGGGACUGAACGUUAAUUUGAGUUGGGUUUUGUCUCAGUGCUGUGACCUUCCCUGCUUUUUCAGUGUUGGACAUUCUCAUUUAUGUACAAUUUUAUUUGUGUGUUUUUAUUUUAUUAUAUCUUUUUUUUAUUAAAAAAUGUAAUCUGAUGAAAAAAGGAAUUUGUGUUGUUUCCCACAGCCUUGACGGACAUUUGAUUGCUUGUUCUGUUGUGUACAGGAAUUCAUUGCCAGUGUGAGUUCAGUUUUUUUUUUUUUUAGUGUGUGUAUAAUUACAUCACUUUCCAGCAGUUAAUCCAUGGUCUUGGGGGAUGCUGCUUUGCUAUUUGUAAGCUUUUUUAUUUUUAUAUUACAAUUAUUAAAAGCCUGACUAGAUUUUUCUCUCGUCACUGUGAGAUUAGCUAUCUAUUUGGAUUAACCUGUAACACAAAAGAAAGUUUUGCCUUUUUAAUGCAUUUUCAGUAUAGGAUGGGAGUAGGAAGUCACAGAGUAGAUAGGAAGUUUCAUUAUUCCUAAGGAACAAUGAAAUGAAUUUUAUCAAUCUGAAUAGCUCCAACUGACCUUCAACAUAUGCCAAAGUAGGCAGAAUAUCAUGUGUGAAUUUAAUAAUCCUUGUUUAGUAACAGGAACACAUCCUCAAUCAAUGUGACAGAAAAAUUACUACCUUGAGACAUUAGCUUUGUCCACGUAAGCACAUGCCAAAAUAGUUGACAUUUCUUGUGUGGACAAAAAAAAUAUUUGAGAAUUAGGCCAGAAUCAUGAAACAGGAGUUUGUGAAAGAAUGUUUUACCCAUCAUCUGCUGGUGUCUGUUUCCUAAUUUGCAAGGGAGUUUCAUUAAGAAAUACCCUUAUAAUAUAGAGUUCUUUAGGAUCAGAUACCAGUUUCUUACCUGCAAAACUUUCUGUUGUUUAAAAUGUUUUAUUUUAAGACCUGUGCUUUCAACAUAGUCUUCUCUUCCAGAUUUUUUAAUGUAUGGAGGCCAGUCAUAAACUAACUGUGAGUCACCUUUCUCUAUAACUGUACACCAUCCCAAAGGUGGUCAGAAACAUUUUGCAAUCAGAAAAAAAUGUCUUUGCAGGUUUGCUUCUAGAAACAAGCAGGAACUACUAACAGGACUCAAGUGCUGUUCUCACAAGAGAAGAGGGUGAAAGAAAGCUUCUCAAGCAAAACUUGAUUUCCUCCCUGCUAUCAGCUUACUGCCUCUCCCACCAUACUCUGUUAGGAAAAAGAAUACAAUGAGAAAGAAUCCGAUUGUUUUGGAAUGUAUACAAACACCUUUAAAGGGUGUUAGGAUGGCAGAGAGACACAUAGAUCUUAUGGAGGCAAAUUUGCUGUCUCAGCAGUGUUGCAGAUCAGGUUCAGUGCUAGCAGUAGGCUCAGAGAUCAAGUUAUCGUAACAGCUCCUGGUCUCUGAUCACCAGCGGACUGUAUAGGUUCUUUAAUAUCUCAUGGAAUCAAGGCUGGAAUUAUAUAUUACUGAACAAUUGUUUUGUCCACGCACAGCUUUUGCUACCCACUCUCUUCCAGCAAAUUCUCGUUUCCCAAGCUAUUUUUUCCUCCAGAAAAUGGUUCCAGAUCUGUGUUUGCUUCUGACCUAAUAGAGGCAGAUGUAUUUGAAAACUUGGAACCAGAUAUGACCAAAAAAAGUUACUGGCAUUUGACUGUAAAGUUUCUGAUGAUGAAACAUUGAAUUAAUCCUGGUGAGCAGCUAUAACAUAUGCACAAAACUUGCUAUGCUGGAUCCAAACAAUAAGCCAUCUAUUUUUAGAUACUGUAUUCAUUUUUACAGUGAUAAAAGUGCCAUGAAAUGUAAAAAUGGUUCACCUAGAUUCAAGCUCAGUGUUCUGUCUUCCAUCAGCAGCCAUCCUGAUGCCUCAGGAACAUUCUUUAGCAUUAGGGUAUAUGUAGAUUCUUUUCCAAUUUCCUUAAUUGUAGCAAAUUCAAUGAAAGCUUAUGUUUGAUUGGAGUUGGGGCAGUCAGUCAGUGAAAAUUCCAAUAUAUGGCCAAACUGGGAAUUCGUUGAGGAAUGAGGGUGAAUCAGACACUGGCCUGGAUCCAGUUCUCUGGGAAAUGUGGGAGUGUUGUGGAUUUGUGUGCUCGUAGAGGACAGUGAAUACCUUCGGCACACCCAACCUCAUCAUAAAUCAGAAACGGCUCCAAAGGAGGCACUGGGGUGUAUCUAAAAGGCCUGCUCUGUGCAUGCAUGCUACAAUGGGCUUCUUUGGAGUUGGGCUCUUAGAUCCAGGGCCUUAAGUUGGGAGGCAAUGGAGCUGACUAUAUAUAUGCCUUGAGCACCAUUUUGUAGAAACACCUACAAAAUGAAAAAAAAUCUGACAGGAAGAGCGUUCUACCUGACUGCUAGUCAUUGUACAAUGUUAUCACAGCAAAGAUCAGGAACUCCUUUCUCUGUGUAGGGUUCUCUUCAAUUCCACUGUAUUCUGUUGGCGCACGAGUCCUACCCCUCAGAUGUAUACAUUUCUCUCUUGUACCUAUACCCAAAGAUAUGCCAUCAUGUGUACUCAGUAUUUUCUACCCCCAGCCCCCACUGGUGGAUUUUUUUAUUUUAUUUUUGUGAAUAUAUUGCUACUUAUGUAGAACACCCUGAAUGUCAAUAUUGCCAUGAACCUGGGAAGGGGGCGGGGGAUAUUUUUAAUAAUAAAACAACUGUUCAAAGUUGGGUUUUUUAAAGGUUAAAUCAAAAAGAAAACAUUUAUUCAAGUCAGUGUACUAUAUGUAUUGCACUUUUACACAUUUUAACACUGUUUUUUACAUAUCUUGUGACUUUAAAGAGCAUUGUGUAUCUUGUAGUGUCAUAGCUAAGCUGCUUUUGUGGCAGUUUCCUCCAUUAUGGAGGACAGGGGAUCUGUAUAUUGUUUUACAGUUCUGAUGUAGGAGAGUUCUGAGGACUGCUGUAAACAUCUAAUUUUCUGUACAUUUUUUUCUGUAGUAUUUGCUGUAUACGCUUAUAAAUUUUUAAUACUGUCA